This is a messenger RNA of Limulus polyphemus (Atlantic horseshoe crab), 4693 nucleotides long. RefSeq names its product zinc finger protein 850-like. Gene Ontology annotation, biological process: regulation of transcription by RNA polymerase II. The record is from RefSeq and is a predicted model, not a curated record. The transcript is spliced from 10 exons. Lineage: Eukaryota; Metazoa; Arthropoda; Merostomata; Xiphosura; Limulidae. Gene Ontology annotation, molecular function: RNA polymerase II cis-regulatory region sequence-specific DNA binding; DNA-binding transcription factor activity, RNA polymerase II-specific. Bases 697 to 4638 code for a protein of 1313 amino acids.
GACUAGUGGAAAUGGAAGAAAGGAGUUUUUGUUUGUCACGACCACUUCGUGCUUGACAUCUAUGUAUCUGAAACUAGCUAUGAAGACAAGUAAAACCAGGUGCCGUUCCGAGUGUUUUCAGCUUGGUACAAGACAAAUUACACUACAGCCCAUGAGAAGAAUCGAGUGAGAACUGAAAAGGAUAAAUCGCUACAACCAGUCAGUAGUUGACACUCCUGAGGAAAUUAUACUAGCCCUAUAAAAUGUCAGUGACAGAUACACGCAUUUAAAUGUGAACAGAAGUUAAUAAUUAUCAAUAUUUUCAUUCAAUAGCCACAAUUAUAUCGUUUUAUUAAGCAAUUUGGAACAAUAUUUUUACCAUCAUAUUGAAACUAUGCUUGUUUUUAUGUUACAAAACAAUAGUCCGAUACGGUGUUAUCGCUCAUAUUAUUUUGUUUAAGUGUUAAUCAAAUCGGCUUUUCUGCCAGUAAUUUUAGCUUUACUGUAUUUAAAUUCCGUCUUAAAUUUGCUAAGAUUCCAAUUUUCACAUUUCUCACGAAAUUUAGUGGAAUUGGUAAAAUACAUAUCGGGAAAACAAGCAGUGCUUACACAUCCUUGAAAGUCCAUAAUUUCAAGGGCUUGAAAAGGGGCCUUUUUUGUAAAAGUACUUAAUUAAUAUAAAGGUGAAGCUUCUGUAUAAUUGUGGAAGUAUUAAAGAUGAAGGUUGAACCAUUUUCUGAUGAGAAGCCAGAUACUUUGUUGGAUAUCAAGUCGGAGAAAAAUGAACAUGAAACUUUCACAAUAAGUAGUACUACAGGAAAAGUUGAUUCCUUGAAAGAAAUAUCUCUACAUACCAUUUCGAAAUUUGGUAUGAUAAAAGAGGAGAAAGAAGAUAACUAUGAUGGAGCAACAGAGAAAAGUGAGAAUAUAUUUGUCCAAGAGAAAACAGAGCAUCCUUGUGAUCUGAUAGAAAAUGAUAUUAUUUCAAAGUUCAGUGACAACAAUGAUGAUCUGGAUAGUUCAAACUAUAAUGAUACGGAUGUGAAAACAAAAAUAGAAUUUCAAGAAGAAUCUGUGCUGAAAAGUACACCUGAUACGAAGACCAGUGUAAACAUCUUUUGUGGAAGUCAGAGUCCUGGUUAUCAUGUUAUAAAACAAGAAGAUUACUUUAUAGAAGUUAGAAAUUCCCCAAAACCAAACAGUGGUAUAUAUGGAGAAACAACUUUAAAUGGAAAUAACCUAAACAAAUUCAAUAUACCUCAGUGUAAUGGUAAAACAUACAGUUGUGUAGUCAGUGGAGAAGAAUAUGGAACAAUGGAUAACCUAACACAAGAACAGAGGAUACAAUCUGGAGAGAAACCAUAUCAUUGUGCAGUUUAUACAAAACACUUUGAGAGAAAUAGUUCCUUAGAACAACAUGAAAGAAGAGAUCCUGGGGAGAAACCAUAUAGUUGUGGAGUUUGUAGAAAACAGUUUGUAUCAAGCAGUAACUUAAAAUCACAUCAAAGGAUGCACACUGGGGAGAAACCAUAUAGUUGUACAGAUUGUGAAAAACAAUUUCGAACAAAGGGUAACUUAAAAAGUCAUCAAAAUGUACAUAGUGGGGAGCAACCAUACAGUUGUUCAGUGUGUGGAAAACACUUUGUUAGGAAGAAUAACUUAAAAUCACAUCUAAGAAUACACACUGAGGAGAAACCUUACAGUUGUGAAGUUUGUGAAAAACAAUUUAGAACAAAUGGUGAAUUAAGAAUACAUCAAAGAACACACACUGGGGAGAAACCUUACAGUUGUUCAAUGUGUGGAAAACACUUUGGUGCAAGGAAUAACUUAAUUUCACAUCAAAGAAUACACAUUGGGCAGAAACCACACAGUUGUGCAGUUUGUAAAAAACCAUUCGGAACAAGGAGUGUCUUAAAAGUACAUCAAAGAACACAUACUGGUGAGAAACCUUACACUUGUUCAGUGUGUGGAAAACACUUUGGUGCAAGGAAUAACUUAAAAUUACAUCAAAGAAUACACAUUGGCCAGAGACCACACAGUUGUGCAGUUUGUGAAAAACCAUUUGGAACAAGGAGUAUCUUAAAAAUACAUGAAAGAACACACACUGGUGAGAAACCUUACAGUUGUUCAAUGUGUGGAAAACACUUUGGUAGAAAAUAUUACUUAAAAUCACAUCAAUUAAUACACACUGGAGAGAAACCUUAUAGUUGUGGAUUUUGUGAAAAACAAUUUAGAACAAACGAUGCUUUAAAAAAACACCAAAGAACACACACUGGUGAGAAACCUUACAGUUGUACAGUGUGUGGAAAACACUUUAUAAGAAGUUUUACCUUAAAAGAGCAUCAUAAAAUACAUACUGGGGAGAAACCUUACAGUUGUACAGUGUGUGGAAAACACUUUAUAAGAAGUUUUACCUUAAAAGAGCAUCAUAAAAUACAUACUGGGGAGAAACCUUACAGUUGUACAGUGUGUGGAAAACACUUUAUAAGAACUUUGACCAGUGAUAAAACCACAGAGGAAUGUCAAGCACAUGAUAAUUCUUCUAUUGCUGUUUAUUCUGUUGUUGAUUAUCUUUUCACUGCUGAUCUUGUUAUUUAUGACCCUGCUGUUGUUGAUGAUGAUCACUCCAUUGAUCCUGUUGAUGAUCACCUGAAUGAUUGUAAUGAUGACCCUAUCAAUCAUCUUGAUUUUAGUACACCUGUUACUGUUGUAGUUGAUAACACUGGAGCACAAAAUAUGAUAAUUGUGGAAGUAUUAAAGAUGAAGGUUGAACCAUUUUCUGAUGAGAAUCCUGAUGGUCUGUUGGAUAUCAAGUUGGAGAAAAAUGAACAUGAAACUUUCACGAUAAGUAGUACUACAGGAAGACCUGAUUACAUGGAAGAAACAUCUCUAAAUACCAUUUUGAAGUUUGGUAUGAUAAAAGAGGAGAAAGAAGAUAUCUAUGAUGGAGCAACAGUGAAAACUGAGAACAUAUUUGUCAAAGAGAAAACAGAGCAUCCUGGUGAUCUGUUAGGAGGAAAUGUUAUUUCAAAGUUCAGUGACAGCAAUGAUGAUGAUCUGGAUAGUUUGAACUGUAAUGAUAUGGAUGUGAAAACAAAAACUGAAUUUCAUGAAGAAAUUGAAUCUGUUUUAGAAAGUACAUCUGAUACAAAGACCAGUAUGAGCAUCUGUUGUGAGAGUCAGUGUCCUGCUUAUCAUGGUAUAAAACAAGAAGAUCACUAUACAGAAGUUUUAAAAUCAAACAAUGGUAUAUGUGGUAUAAAUGGAAAUAGUCCAAACAAAUUUAAUAUACCUCAAUGUAAUGGUAAAACAUACAGUUGUGUAGUCAGUGGAAAAGAAUUUGGAACAUUGGAUAACCUAACACAAGAAAAGAGGAUGCAAUCUGUAGAGAAACCACAUCAUUGUGUAGUUUAUGGUAAACACUUUGAAAGAAAUAGUCCCUUAAAACAAUGUCCAAGAAAUCACACUGGGGAGAAUCCUUACAUUUGUGUAGUUUGUGGAAAACCAUUUGUAUCAAGCAGUAACUUAAAAAUACAUCGAAGAAUACACACUGGGGAGAAACCAUACAGUUGUAUAGUUUGUGAAAAACAGUUUCGAACAAAAGGUAACUUAAAAAGCCAUGAAAAAGUACAUAGUGGGGAGCAACAAUACAGUUGUUCAUUGUGUGGAAAACACUUUGUUAGAAAAAAUAACUUAAAAUCACACCAAAGAACACACACUGGGGAGAAACCUUACAGUUGUACAGUUUGUUACAAAUCAUUUGGAACAAGUGGUAACUUAAAAAUACAUCAAAGAACACAUACUGGUGAGAAACCUUACAGUUGUUCAGUGUGUGGAAAACACUUUGGUGCAAGGAAUAACUUAAAAUCACAUCAAAGAAUACACAUUGGGCUGAAACAACACAGUUGUUUAGUUUGUGAAAAACAGUAUAAAACAAAAGACACUUUAAAAAUACAUCAAAGAACACACACUGGUGAGAAACCUUACAGUUGUUCAGUGUGUGGAAAACACUUUAGUAGAAAGAAUUACUUAAAAUCACAUCAAUUAAUACACACUGGAGAGAAACCUUACAGUUGUGCAGUUUGUAGAAAACAGUUUGUAUCAAGGAGUAAUCUAAAAUUACACCAAAGAAUACACACUGGAGAGAAACCUUACAGUUGUGCAGUUUGUGGAAAACAAUUUGUGUCAAAUGGUGAAUUAGAACAACAUUUAAGAACACACACUGGAGAGAAAACUUAUAUUUGUGCAGUUUGUGGAAAUGAUUUUGGAACAAACUUUGAAUUAAAAGUACAUCAAAGAACACACACUGGUGAGAGACCUUACAGUUGUACAGUGUGUGGAAAACACUUUGUAAGAAGUUGUACCUUAAAAGAACAUCAAAGAAUACACACUGGGGAGAAACCUUACAGUUGUUCCUUGUGUGGAAAACACUUUGGGAGAAAGAAUUACUUAAAAUCACAUCAAAGAAUACAUACUGGAGAAAAGCCUUACAGUUGUGGAAUUUGUGGAAAACACUUUGGAUCAAAGAGUGAAUUAAAACGGCAUCACAGAAAACACACCGGGGAGAAACAUUACAGUUGUACAGUUUGUAGAAAACGCUUUGUAAGAAGUUGCACCUUAAUAAAACAUCAUAAAAUACAUACUGGGGAGAAACCUUAGUUAUGAAGUUUGUGGAAAACGAUUUGUAAGGAACUAUAAGUUAAAAAUACAUCAG